Molecule: messenger RNA, 1676 nt
Organism: Magallana angulata
Lineage: Eukaryota; Metazoa; Mollusca; Bivalvia; Ostreida; Ostreidae
Product: lens fiber major intrinsic protein-like
Exons: 3
Coding region: 518-1369 (283 amino acids)
Biological process (GO): transmembrane transport
Cellular component (GO): plasma membrane
Molecular function (GO): water channel activity
Source: RefSeq, a predicted model, not a curated record
UUGCAGGUACUCCCCCCGAUAGCUUCCUGACAACCCGUAUUUUAUCUAGCCAGAAGCACCGCUACAGCUAUCAGUUUCGCGUUCGUCUCUUCUUAGAGCUCGUUUGCAUUUAACUAAUUGCCUAAUAUGUAGUCACAUUGGCAGAAAAUCUCAUCCAAGCAGGGGAUGACCGUUUAUUGCCGAGGGAUGAGAGAGCGCGUGUACGUUGCGUUCGGCGCUGUCGUUAAUUUGGCCGUGUGCUGGCGAGGCAUUUGAUGAGGUAAUUGAAUACCAAAAUUGUAGUAUUGUUGUUAAAGUCAGAACGCCCAUCAAGAAAUAGACGGGAAUUUAUUUCUGAUAUCUUAAUAGGGGAGGAUAGGAACCGAGAAUGGAAAAUCCUUGUACUGCAUUAUAAAGACUCUACAUGAAGUGGAAUAAUUAUCUCGGACAGCGCAUACAUUCCGCUGGUAUUUUUUGUACUACAGAAAACAAUGCAUUGAUCUGGGUUUUUUCAGUGCUGGUUUUUCUUUGAAGCGAAAUGAAGCUGAAAGAGUACUUUGCAAGUGUAAAGGGAGAAAUACAAGAACGCCAUUUUUGGAAGAGUGUUCGUUGUGAAUUUUUGGGAACGUUGUUAUACGUAUUGUUUGGAUGCGCGGCGACGGUCACGUGGGACCGGGAUAAAGUAGACCCCAAUAGGAUUCUACGAAUUAGUUCCAGUUUUGGACUCAUUGAAUUCGUGUUGGUCUCUGCUCUUAGCCACGCUAGUAGUUCACAAUUUAACCCCGCAGUUACUCUUUCCUUGCUCUGCACGAAAUACAUUACCCUGUUCAGAGCAACAUGUUACGUCUUUGUGCAACUUGUUGCUGCGUUGCUAUCCUCUGCUGUCCUUUAUGGACUGGUGCCCGAGUACUCUCGUCAGAAUUUGGCCGUGAACGAGGUUAACCCGGGGGUGUCCCACGCUCAAGCGUUCGGUAUUGAGUUCCUUGGGACCUUCAUAUUUGUGUUUUCUUAUUUCUCGUCCCUAAGAAGGAAAAACGAAAAGCUUGAGCCAAAGGCUCUUCCAUGUGGGGUCUCUAUUGCCGCUGCUCAUCUGUUUGCGGCCGAGGCAACAGUCUGUGGUAUCAAUCCAGCGCGGAGCCUGGCGCCGGCAAUCUUCCAUAAUGCUUGGUCCAACCACUGGAUAUUUUGGAUAGGACCUUUUCUUGGUGGUAUCGUCGGUGCUUUUACAUUCGAAUACACUCGGGACUGUUCGAUAGAGCUGAGAGAUCCGCAGACUGGUACGGCCCACCAACUGGUGUACAGUCUCCACAACAAAGAGGACGUAGCCAGCAGUAUGUCUCUCAACACCGAGGUGCCAGUAGAACAGAACGAGAUCGUAGACGAACUCUAGGAAAAACCUGACUAACUAACUGACAAUAGAACGGUGAUAUAAUUGACGCCGAGAAGGAUAAUUUUCAAGGUCAGAUAGAAUAUUAGAAAAAAAAAUUCCCAAGUAACACAAUUCAGCAAUGACUUUGAUAAGGAUACAUACCAAGGCUGCUUUAAAUCUGAAGUGAAUGUAAGCACAGGGUCGAUUAAUUGUUAAUAAAUAUUUUGUUUCUCUCUGUCUCCCUGGAUCUGUCAAAUUCUUUUACAACCUUUCUAAUAUCUAUAGACUAUAGUAAAUAUGUAUUUUGUACUCUGUGAAUAAAGUUGGA